AUGGCCACGGAAAGACAGGUCAGGGUGAAGCCCUGGUUGCGGUCACCGCCCAAGGCAUACGUCUUCUCCAAAGCGAACGUCAUCGAUGUGGUUACCGGCUCAAUAUUGAAUAAUGUAGACGUCAAGGUCGAGAAUGGCAAAAUCACUUCUAUCUCGUCAGCUGCUCCUACGACAUACUCUUCGGACUUUCAGACUAUCGACUGCCAGGGCAAAUACCUCUGCCCCGGCCUCAUAGACUCCCAUGUACAUCUCAUGGCGGUACCAGGGUACGAGGAUCUGUCGAAAGCAUUCGGCAACCCCGCCGACGUCUCGCUCCUCCGCCAGCCCUACGUCUGCGCCCAGAUGCUUCACCGCGGCUUCACCACGGUCCGCGACUGCGGCGGCGCCCUCUUCGCCCUCAAGGAGGCCAUCGAGGACGGCGUCUUCCCGGGCCCCAGGCUCUUCAUCGCGGGCCACGCGCUCUCCCAGGCCGGCGGGCACGCCGACUACCGGGGCCCGCACGACCACAGCGCCUGCUGCGGCGGCGCCACGACGGGCCUGGGCCGCCUCUGCAACGGUGUCGCCGAGUGCAUGGCCGCCGUGCGCGAGGAGGUGCGCAUGGGCUCCGACUUCAUCAAGAUCAUGGGCUCCGGCGGCGUGUCGAGCCCGACGGACCGCAUCGACCAGCUGCAGUUCACGGGCGAGGAGAUCCGCGCCAUCGUCGAGUGCGCCGACAACGCCAACGUCUACGUCACGGCGCACGCCUACACGCCGCGCGCCAUCCGGCACUGCGUCGAGAACGGCGCGCGGGGCAUCGAGCACGGCAACUUUAUCGACCGCCCUACGGCGGAGCUCCUCGCGCGCAAGGGCGUGUUCUUGACGCCAACUCUGGUCACGUACGCCGAGAUGUCUGACCCCAAGUGGGAAGGGUACCUGCCGCAGGAGAGCGCGGUCAAGAACGUCGAGGUUCUCAAGGCCGGGUUGGAGGCGCUGCAGAUCGCGAGCGAAGCCGGUGUCACGCUUUGCUACGGUUCUGAUCUGCUGGGUCCCCUGAGUGCUGCCCAGACCUACGAAUUCGCGUUGCGCAGCAAGGUCCUGAGCCCGUUGGCGGUGCUACAGAGCGCCACCAUCAACCCGGCAAAGAUGCUCAGGCACGAGACGGAGCUGGGUCAGUUGAAGGAGGGCUUUGCGGCGGAUAUCUUGGUGCUGAACAAGAAUCCUCUUGACGACGUGACUAUCUUUGAUAGCCCCGAGGAGAAUGUCCUCAUGAUCAUGAAGCAGGGGCGGAUUUACAAGAGCAGGUGGGAGAAUGCGGUCGAAGAUGCUGCCAUCCCGUUUCAACCUGCCUGGCUGCUACUCCUCAAAGGGGGUGUUGCUCUCGGCACCCGCAUAACGCGCGUCCAUGACUAUUUGCGAAACGCUCUCCUUGUCUGA
Thyridium curvatum is the source of this 1413-nucleotide messenger RNA. RefSeq lists its product as uncharacterized. The record is from RefSeq and is a predicted model, not a curated record. Gene Ontology annotation, molecular function: hydrolase activity, acting on carbon-nitrogen (but not peptide) bonds. Bases 1 to 1413 code for a protein of 470 amino acids. The transcript has 3 exons. NCBI's taxonomy places the organism in Eukaryota, Fungi, Ascomycota, Sordariomycetes, Thyridiales, Thyridiaceae.